Ceratosolen solmsi marchali is the source of this 1761-nucleotide messenger RNA. RefSeq names its product zinc finger protein 543. The record is from RefSeq and is a predicted model, not a curated record. Gene Ontology annotation, cellular component: nucleus. Gene Ontology annotation, molecular function: zinc ion binding; DNA-binding transcription factor activity, RNA polymerase II-specific. Bases 423 to 1751 code for a protein of 442 amino acids. NCBI's taxonomy places the organism in Eukaryota, Metazoa, Arthropoda, Insecta, Hymenoptera, Agaonidae. The transcript has 3 exons. Gene Ontology annotation, biological process: regulation of transcription by RNA polymerase II.
UAAUUUAUAUAAUUCUAUUUUAUUGAAGAACUUAAAAAAAAACGGUCGGUGGAGGAGGAAACUGCGGAGAAACUUGCGAAGUCCGCCAUAUUGUAGAAUAAUACCCAACUGAUUCUGUACUCCUUUGUCAGUAGUGGAUAGAAAUUAAUGGCGUUGACUGGUGAUCGAAGAUCCCUGUACUACGCCAUAUUUGCUGUGCGUCAGGGCAUGUGUAAGUAGAUCCCGUUGUGAGUGACCGAGUAUAUCAUCUUCAGCGCAGCGCGCGGCUUUCGGCGGAUAUUUUCUGAAUGUAUAGAUUUGUUUUGCGGUAAAAGAGCAUUUUUUUACUUUCAUAGAAAUUUGUUGUUUACAUAAACGGACAAAUAAGGAAAGUACUUUGAAAAAAUCAUUAAAACGGCUUUACACUGGAUACCAAAGGAGGAAUGAAGACAUACGUUCGUAGGAGAAAAGGGGAUAGCCCAAGCAAUGUUAUUAUACAUUUGAAUGAACUCUGCCGGCUAUGUCUUGCCAAGGAAGAAGAGAUGGUGCCGAUAUAUGAUGAUGAUGCCGUACCGCUUCCUCUUAGAAUCAUGGCUUGUGUUAAUCUCGAGGUAUUUGAAGAUGAUGGUCUUCCGAAUAUGAUAUGUCAUCCUUGUAAGUAUCAGUUGGAGAAAUCUUAUCAAUUUAAAAAGAAAUGUGAAGCUGCUGAUAUAAAACUUAGAAAACAUAUAAAACUAAUUCAACAAUUAACUGGUCAAGAGGAUGACGAUAUUCAAAGCCAGGAUUCUCGUUCUGAAAGUGAUCAGACACAGUCUAGUAGUGGUAAAUCAAGAAGAGUCAAACAGUUAUUGGCUGAUUUAGUAUCGACAAAAAGAGACGUAACUAAUAACCAAGCAGAAGGUGAUCCUAUUGAGGUAACUGAAGAAGAAUUGGUUGGUGGGUACAUAUUAGGAAUGGGUGCAGAAAAUGCUGAUAUGGAUGAUAAUUUAUCAGAAGAUCCAGAAAACAUUACUCUGGUACCUGCAGAAGAAAGAUCAGCAAAAGCUCGUUGUACCAUUAGGGGAACAAGAAUAAAACAAGAACAAGAAUCAGAUGAUGAAGCAGAUGAAGUUCAGAGAGCAAUAGUUAAUGCUGAAAAUCAAAAAAUGUAUAUGAUGGAACUUCAAAAUCAACAACAAAAUCAAUCUCAAUUACAGCAACCAAUACAUCCUCCAAUCGUUGAGAGUGGUGAAGAACUUAAGGUAUUUCAAUGCGAUAAAUGUCCUAAGGCAUUUACUCGAAGAAUAAUGCUAAAGAGCCAUCAGUCUGUACAUAGUACCCAGCGUGGUUUUACUUGUCAAGCUUGUGAAAAAUGGUUCCCAACGCGAUCAGCUUUAGUGAGGCAUGAGCGCACACAUACUGGAGAAAAACCAUUUGGUUGUAAUAUUUGUCACCGUGCUUUUGCUCAAAAAGAAAUUCUUCUUCGUCAUCUUAUGACUCAUUCAGGUCAAAAACCUUUCCAAUGUCAACACUGUGAAAAAAGUUUUACCCAACGAGAAGCACUUAAGGUCCACAUGCGACGUCAUCAAAAACUCAAUCCAAAUGAUAUUCAAUUACAUCAUUGUCAGUUAUGUCCAAAAGCUUUUUGUCAUGCUUCAGGCCUUAGCAGGCAUCUUGUUUCGCAUACUGGCAGGACCUAUAAGUGUGUUGAGUGUGAAAAAUCUUUUACUGAUAAGAGUUCCCUUUUACGACAUAGUCGUAUUCAUGCACCAAAACAACUUAUAACGAAUUAAAUUUAAUUUU